AUGAAAAUAAAAAAGCAACAUCGGAAGAAAAAAUACCUUCACAAACUAAAUAGGAAGAGAAUGCAUAUAAAACAACGUAGUACUGGUGAUGUAAAUUGCAAACCUCUAAAAGAUGCGUGGGAUUUCAAGAAAUCGACAUUGCGUAAUAUGAAGGAAAUGGGCCUUGCUAGCGACCCUAACAAAGUUAUUAAAAUACCUAAUUUUAAGCAAGAAAAAGUUAAAAUAGCUAAGAAAAUAGUCAACGAAGAUGAAUCAGACGAUGAUGAUGUUGAAGAAGAAAUAGUCCAGCUGGUGCCUAAAAAGGAAAUUGUUGAGAUAUUAGAAAAAGAAGCAAGAGCACCCAGGCAAAGGAGAUUCAUGUUACCAAAAGGGCAAGUAGAAUUUAUAACAUAUUUAUUAGACAAAUAUGGGCAUGAUUACAAAGCUAUGGCAAAAGAUAAAAAGAAUUAUUAUCAAGAAACCUGGAAACAACUCAGGGCAAAGGUUAAGACAUUCAUGGGUAUUCCAAAACAGUACAGUGAAUAUUUAGCUUCUAAAGGGCUUUUAGACAAAGAGGAUAAUGAAGAAGAAUUGAAAGAACAAGCCAAAGCUUUGGUAAUGGACGAUGAUUAG
Arctia plantaginis is the source of this 612-nucleotide messenger RNA. The record is from the annotation of a GenBank genome assembly. Lineage: Eukaryota; Metazoa; Arthropoda; Insecta; Lepidoptera; Erebidae.